AUGAAUUCAGACUAUGUAUUCAUUGAGGGAUAAGCAACGUUAAAUUUCAAAUAAUUUGAAACGAUUCAAAGCCACUUCGCAGUUUAAUUUUCUUAUGAAACUAUACAAAUUAAUAUUAUAAAAGAUCAUUUUAGAAGUUUUGAAUUCUGUAAGCAAAUUCGCAUUAUUGAUUGCUUGACGUUCGUAACAACUGAAAUAGAAUACAAAUUCUAUAUAGAAUUUUUAAAUAUUUUAAAGUAAUAUUAUUGACAUUUAGUUAAUAAUUUUAUCCAAAAGUUAUGGCUGUUGUAGGAAUUAAUGGAUUCGGAAGAAUAGGUAGAAUGUGCUUACGUACUUGCAUAGAAAAGGAUAUAACGGUUAACUUGAUUAACGAUCCAUAUAUUUCAACUGAUUACAUGAUAUAUUUGUUUAAAUACGAUUCAACUCAUGGAGCUUAUCCUUUGAAAUUGGAAUGCGAAGAUGGACAUAUUAUUAUUGCAGAUAAGAAGAUCGCUACGUCGCAAGAAAAGCAUCCAUGUAAAAUAAAUUGGAAAGGUGCGGGUGUAACGUAUGUAAUCGAUGCUACAGGAGUAUUCAAUACUAUAGAAAAAGCAAGCUUACAUAUGGAUGGUGGAGCGAAAAGGGUAGUAAUUACCGCACCCUCGAUCGAUGCACCGAUGAUGGUUUAUGGUGUAAAUCAUACUUGUUACGAGUCGUCGAGAAGUAAAGUAGUAUCAGCCGCCUCCUGUACGACAAAUUGUGCAGCCCCCAUUAUUAAAGUAAUGCACGAUAAAUUUGAAGUUAUUGAAGUAAUGAUCAGCAGCGUGCACGCUUUGACAUCAAUGCAAAGAACUUUAGAUGGUCCUAUAGAAAAAGGAAAGCUAUGGAGAAAUGGUAGGGGUGCACUUCAAAAUAUCAUUCCAACAUCUUCAGGUGCGGCUAAAUCGUUAGACAAAAUUAUUCCUGACCUUAAAGGAAAAAUUUCCGCGAUUGCUUUCAGGGUACCAAUCUCGAAUGUUUCUUUAUGCGAUAUGACCUUUAGAGUUAACAAACCAGUGACAUAUGAAGAAAUAAAGGAAGCAAUGAAAUCAGCAUCGGAAAACGAAUUAAAGGAUAUAUUAGGAUAUACAGAAGAGGAUUGCGUAUCAUCUGAUUUUAAUAACACGUGUUAUUCAUGCGUUUUUGACGCUAAAGCUGGGAUUCCCCAAACAAGCACGUUCAUUAAAAUUAUUGCGUGGUAUGACAAUGAAUAUGGUUAUGCGCAUCGUGUGACGGAUUUGAUAAAAUAUAUGCAUCGAGUCGAUUCUGGUGAUGUACCAGUAGCUUCAGAGAAUGUAGAAAAAACCGAAGAUGAAUAAUUUGUUAAUUAGUAAGAAUAUAUUAUAAAACUAUAUAUUUUUAAUAUUUUACAUAAAAGGAAAUUAUUGCUAUAAGUUUUAUGAUUUCUAUCGAUUUUAUUUCUCUUAAUACCUCUUCUUCUGGAAAAGUAAAGAGUAAAUUUACAAAAUAUAUGUGCGUAAAUAUCGUUUUAUUCAGUUUUUUAAC
This is a messenger RNA of Osmia bicornis bicornis, 1524 nucleotides long. Its product is annotated as glyceraldehyde-3-phosphate dehydrogenase-like. The record is from RefSeq and is a predicted model, not a curated record. Lineage: Eukaryota; Metazoa; Arthropoda; Insecta; Hymenoptera; Megachilidae. The coding region runs from base 279 to 1337 and encodes 352 amino acids. Gene Ontology annotation, molecular function: NADP binding; oxidoreductase activity, acting on the aldehyde or oxo group of donors, NAD or NADP as acceptor; NAD binding. Gene Ontology annotation, biological process: glucose metabolic process. The transcript is spliced from 7 exons.